CUAUUUCACAGACCGAGUGACGUAUUAUGUUUGGCAUAAUUAGGUGGAAAGUCUCAACCAAUCACGUCGCGGAAUAAAACCAGCCUCCUCCAUGACCUUUUUCGGCAGACCUAUCAAUAAGCGAAGCGUUGAUGAGAGACAAUUCCCUGGGGACUAGGUUAAUCAGAUAGGAAAGAGGCACUGGGAACAAUGAGUUUGGUCAAAAAAGAUUCAUGCAAAUCAGACGGGCAACGUAAUUGUUCUUAAUGUUAUUUUAUUCAGUUCUAAAAAAAUAUGCGAAGAAGAUGAACUAAAUAUUCGAAAGAAUGGUGGCUGUAAAAUCGUUAAUUGUGCUUCUGCUGCUCUCGACAGUUGUCACUACUGUGUACGCAGCUUCUGCUUCAAAAUUUUUUGACAGAGACGAUAUUCAACGGAGAAGCCGUAUUGCUCGUUACCAUAAACAAAAUGACAUUAAACGGACUUUAACGCCAAACACUCCGGACGUACCUGAUACUAUACCUUUGACACCUGAUAUGAAUGUACUGACACCGGACACUCCAGAUACACCGGACACAAAAAUGAAAAUUCCGGAAACUCGAGAUACCCCUAGUAGUAAAGGAUUUAGUGUUCUAUCCGGAGAUGGAUCCGGUGAGAGUGGUGAGUCCGGUUAUUCUGAAGCUGAAUCCGGUAAACACAUUCCAAUACUGCGGUUAGCAGCUCCAUUUGCAACCGUUAAUUCAAGUCAAGGAUCAUUUAACGUCCUAUGGAAGCCAACAGAUGUUCAUAAAGCCAAUAUUAGUAUAAAAGCUGCAGAUUUUUUAACAGAAACUGCUGCUGUUGAUAUGCCGAAAAUUAAAGCCAAUGACAAACUGAUAGCGGAGGGGUCUGAAAGCAAUGAAUACACGACUCACUUAAACAACCUCAAAGCUAGCGCUUCGCUUACCAACAACACAGAAGAUAUGAAUUCACUACUAGAAGACAACGUAAUGAGUAGUUUCUUAGAUUUAUAUGGUAGAUCCCAUAUCCCUGAUGGUUACGCAAAACAUAAAUUUUUGCACCGGAGAAGCAAGCUUCGAAAGGAAAAAUUCAUAAAAGCAAGACCAGAUACACUUGGAGACAGCUACAAAAAGCAAGGUUUAGAGGUCCCAUACGAUGAUAAAGAAGCUUUAGGAGGGGAGCCUAUAGGCAACGUUGGACCUGAUAACGGGUUGGAAGGUUUGGGAAGUGACAUGCAAGGUUUUCCAGCAGGUAUGGGUGCAGGCGCAGAACCGUUGGGGGCGUACGAUCAAAGAAAUGGUCCACCAAAUUAUCAGAGAGAAGAAGAAACGCCCGAAGAAGGAGGACCGGGAUUUGGUGGACCAGUUGGCUUUUCGAAGGAUCCCUCUGAACGGUUUUCACAGGGUAGUGAUUCCCAAGCCGGAGAUUUCUUUGAAAGUCGACAACCAGUUGACAUGGAUAAUUCCCCAAGAAAUGGGUUUAGAGGGAUGCCUUCCUUUGAACAGUCACAUGAAGCUGUCGUCAGUAUGGGACCUCCACCGAUGAGUGGGUUCAUGAACCCACCAGCAGCAAUGGCAGAAUCGAUGUCAAACAAUCUUCAAGCAAUGGACAAAGCGAAUAUUCAAGGAGAUAAUGAAAUUGCACAAUUGGUGCGUGGUCGAGGGGGACAAAAUUUUCAACAAGAUGCUCCUCUUGAUCCGUCUGUCCCUUCCAGUAGCGAAGCUGGGUUAAUGGAUAAACAGAAUUUUGAACAAGGCUCCGAAGAAUAUAGAAAUUUUAAAAAAUCGUCACCAUAUUAUGGUCUGGAGAAUGGUUUACACGCUGACUUAUCUGAUGCCGAGCAAACUAAAGGUGAAGAAAAGAAACACGAAGGCCAGGUAGAAAAAGAUGAGGCGAACUUUUGGAAGAAAUAUGGAGAUGUACAUUUUGAUGAUAUCUCAGCUGUCGAACAGCGACUUGAUCGAGACAAUUACAAAGAUAUUGAUCGUUACAAUGAAGAGGAUAUGGCGAAAUAUAGAGCGAAUAGAUUUGUGGGGAUUGGCCCUAACAGAUUUUACACACGUCAUAUGAGUGAAGCAGAUGAAAACAUAGGUAGAAGAGAAGAGGAGAAUUAUUUUGGCACAACAAUAACUGAUCGAGAAAAUCAGCAUCAUGAGAACGGAAUGGAGGAAAAUGGUGACAGCUACCCAGACCGACAGUCUCAAAACGUUAUGCGCUUUAUUGGUCAACCUGUCAACCGUCAAUGGAGUGACAACGAAGACAAAAGUAAAGUGAAUGACAUGAUAGGGAACAGUAUGACAAGAGGUUCGUCACGCGAUCCAAAUUAUCAAAUGACAGCUUACAGUUCAAAGAUGCUAAAUAUGGCGCAAGUCGCAUUGGAAAAAAGGGAAGCUAUAAAUAGAAACACUUACAAAGAUGAAGAUCGAAACGGUUUAUUUCAAUAUUAUUAUUGAGGUUUUAAAAGUUUGUAUAUAAAUAUGCUUGUUGUAAAUAUAAAUGGAGAAUUAGAAUUUUUAAACAUAUCAAAGAAUAUCUCACAA
Messenger RNA from Hydractinia symbiolongicarpus, 2516 nucleotides. RefSeq lists its product as uncharacterized. The record is from RefSeq and is a predicted model, not a curated record. NCBI's taxonomy places the organism in Eukaryota, Metazoa, Cnidaria, Hydrozoa, Anthoathecata, Hydractiniidae. Bases 306 to 2429 code for a protein of 707 amino acids. The transcript is spliced from 13 exons.